GCUUCACUGAUUGCGUGCUUGGUUCGCGCCGGAGCACACCUGGACGCUACGAAUAGAUCAGGUGUGUGUCUUCUCGAUGCCCGAUACCGCAGCCUCUUGACUGAAGCGCGUAUAUCGCCACUGAACUAUACCACUCUGGCUUGUCUGGCCGCCAGAGCAGCCAAUCUAGCUGGACUUACAGCCACUCGGACAGACGUCCAAGCUUGCCUUCCAGACCACCUGAUCGCCUUUCUCGCACUGCAUUAA
This is a messenger RNA of Protopolystoma xenopodis, 246 nucleotides long. Lineage: Eukaryota; Metazoa; Platyhelminthes; Monogenea; Polystomatidea; Polystomatidae. The record is from the annotation of a GenBank genome assembly.